Messenger RNA from Antrostomus carolinensis (chuck-will's-widow), 1472 nucleotides. RefSeq names its product perilipin-3. The transcript is spliced from 9 exons. Lineage: Eukaryota; Metazoa; Chordata; Aves; Caprimulgiformes; Caprimulgidae. Gene Ontology annotation, biological process: positive regulation of triglyceride storage; lipid storage. The record is from RefSeq and is a predicted model, not a curated record. The annotation marks the transcript as partial. Gene Ontology annotation, cellular component: lipid droplet; cytosol.
CUGCAGUUGAAUUCAGUAUGGCAUCAGAAAAGACCACAAAGAAAGAUCUGCUGAAGGCUGAGGAACAGCAGCAAAGUGCUGUCAGUCGGGUAACCAGCUUGCCCUUGCUCAACUCUGCAUUCAACCUGGUCUCAUCUGCCUACAACUAUACCAAAGAGACACAUCCUUACCUCAGCGGUGUCUGCAACGUGGCUGAGACUGUGGCUGCUGUGGCAGUGGGCAGCGUGGUUGGUGGGGCACAGCCCAUCCUGAACCAACUUGAGCCACAAAUUGCCCUCGUAAAUGAAUAUGCCUGUAAAGGACUGGAUCAGCUGGAGGAGAACUUGCCUUUUCUUCAGCAGCCAGCAGAUAAGGUCAUCUCAGACACCAAGCAGCUGGUUUCCACCAAAGUUACAUCUGCUAUGGAUGCUGCCUGUGAGGCAAAAGGAGGUGCCAAGGAUCUUGUGACCAACAAAGUGACUGAAGCAGUGGACCUAACCAAAGGGGCUGUUCAGGAUGGUGUUGAGAAGACCAAAUCAGUGGUCACUUCUACAGUCAGUACAGCUCUGGAUGCUGCAGUGAGCCAAGCAGUGGCAGGUGGUGUGGAGUCUGUCCUGGGUAUAUCAGAAGAUCUGGUGGAUCACUACCUCCCAAUGACAGAGGAGGAACUAGGUGAACUGGCCACUGCUGUGGAGGGAUCUGGUAUGGCUUCUGUGGAGGAGCAGAAACAGCAGCAGAGUUACUUUGUGCGUUUGGGUUCCCUCUCUAACAAAGUCCGUCACCGAGCCUAUCGGCACUCGCUGAACAAACUGCAGCGCGUUAAGCAGAGCACCCAGGACACUCUGUCACGACUACAGCUGGCAAUUAAACUGAUCGAAUCUGUCAAACAAGAAGUUGGCCAGAAGCUUCUAGAUGGGCAGGAAAAGCUCCAUCAGCUGUGGGUGGACUGGAGCCUGACCCAACCCAAAGGAAACCAAGUUAAAACUGCCUCCCAACCAGAGCAGGUAGAGUCACGGACUCUAGCUAUGCUGCGAAUCAUCACCCAGCAGCUACCACCCAUUUAUGAGAAUCUGAAAGCCAGCAUCCAAGGCCUCCCCAGCAACAUCCAAGAAGCUGUGUAUCAGGCCACUCGAAAUAUCCACAAGCUCCGUAGUUCUUUUGCCAAUGCUGUGUCUUUCCAGGACCUCUCCAGCACCACCCUGACCCAGAGCCAGGACUGUGUAGCAGAAGCCCAAAGGUCCCUAGAUGACCUGUUUGAGUACGUAACUCAGAACACCCCUCUGAACUGGGUUGUGGGUCCCUUCAGGGCGAUAGCUAAAGUGUCACAGGACAGCAGAAAGGAGAAGAAGAAAGAUAAGGUGACUGAUAGAAAAUCACCUCUGUUAGAAAAGGCUACAUCUUCAAAGAAGGUGGCUAAGACACCCAAAGAACCAAAGGGAGGAGCUGGGAUCCCAGGGAAAUGGUGUGAACUGCUGGAGAAGCUGGAAGAGAAG